Molecule: messenger RNA, 2377 nt
Organism: Penaeus indicus
Lineage: Eukaryota; Metazoa; Arthropoda; Malacostraca; Decapoda; Penaeidae
Product: vacuolar fusion protein CCZ1 homolog
Exons: 7
Coding region: 169-1152 (327 amino acids)
Biological process (GO): vesicle-mediated transport
Cellular component (GO): Mon1-Ccz1 complex; intracellular membrane-bounded organelle
Source: RefSeq, a predicted model, not a curated record
UGCAUAAAACAGACUUCGAUAACCAUCCGUUAUCUAAACAUUGAUAUUUUUCAACUUCCUCAGACAGUAUCGGUGGGCUGGAUCACCAAGAAGCGAGACACAGGGCCAGUGCGGGAAUACCAGAGCGAGGGCGUUCAAGAUGUGGUCCUGCGGGCACGCCUAGUCAACAUGUACCGUGCCUUCACGCUUCAGCAUGCAUCCUUCUCCAGGGUCCAGACAACUUCAGGGUUACAGGCACUGAAGUCCACGCUUAACACUUUCUUUAGUAGUUACCUCUCUUCGGUGGAAGUGAGUGGAGGGGACAUCCUUUCCGUGUGGUCGGGAGUGUCAUUCCUUCCCCUCGACAGACAGACCUUCCUGAGGAUCCACUGCUGUCUCUCACUCCUUCAGGGUUCCUUCCCCAGCAUCAGCCACACAGCUUUCUUUUACAAUAAUCACGUUGUCUGGUGUGGUCUGGGGAUGGAGGACCUGCGAUCUCUCUCCCAGUACCUGAACAACCAGCUGCUGCCCGGGUGUUUGAGUAGUCCUCCCUCCAAAGCUUCCAGCUAUCUCUCCAGGUACAGGGAUCCAGGCUGCAGGUUCGUUGGCAUAGGUGUAACUCCCAGCAUCCAGAUUCACGCACACAACGAGAGUGGAGACCUCAAGCCAUAUCAUUUGUUAGUGUACACCCUAGCAGGAGCUGCCGUCUGCCUCACUUUACCAGAUAGCGAGAAAUUAACUCCGUCAUUAUAUGAAAAGAUCGACAGAGUUUUAGAAGCCAAAGUUUCACAGUUAGCCAGUGAUAUCGGGGAACAAAUCAACAAAAAGUCCAGCAGUGGGACCACCUCAGACAGCGGAAGCAGUGGCAACUUCCGCUAUGUCUAUCACAAUCACAUGAACCUUGCAACAAAAACCACAGUCCACGGCACCAGCCUGUCCGUGCCUGUGGAGGUUAUGCGGACGAUAGCUGACAUGCACACAGACAUUAAAAAGUGUAAUAGUGGAGAGUUGGUGGUCAAAACCUCCCAAGAUCACUGGGUGGUGGGUCGAUGUGGAGACGGACGGGAAUUUUAUGUUGUCGUGAGUCACAAAAAUGCCAACUUGGUAGAAGUUACAGAUGAAGUGAACAGGAUGUGCUCCUCUCACUUCAGCAACAUCUUCAUGGUUGAAUGAUACUGAAUCCAGAUGACGCUUGUUGUCGGUUCCUGAGACUUCGGACCUCAGACUUCAAGGGCCCUCUGAUUCCUUGAUCAUAUUGAUCACUGGUCACGCUGAUUGCAAGUCGCUUAGUCGGGAGUCCUCACAGUUGCCAAAGUUUACUGUUUACUGCAGUUAUUCCUGGAAGAUAACUGGACAUUGGCAUUUAGAUCUAUGAUUACUAUGAAAUAGUAAGUCUUUUUUGUACAUUAUUCUCAAGGUCAGGCAGUAAUGGAGUUGUUGGGGUUAAAACAGUUGAUUCACAUGAGAAUGCGAGUUCUAAAUUCAGCAACAAGGGAAUGAAAAUGAGAGUAUGUAUUUAUUGAUUAGAAAUUAGUAAUAUUGAUGUAUUUAAUCUUGUUAGUUUACUUCCCCUCUGAUAGAUAUGAUAAUCAAAAAGGGAAAAAGGGAUAAAAUGCCAGAUUUAUGGAGUAAAAUCAGGUUACCACGCUAAUCAGAGAUUUAUGUUAUUGUAAUUCGUACAAUUGAAUAUGGUUAUUAUAAUUUUUGUGGUAUGCCUUUUUGCUCUUUCAUUUGAAUUUUCACUCAUCCCGAGUACAGAUAUGUGAUUUUAAGUUAUACAAUAAUUUGUUCACAUUAUAGUAGUGUAAAGUAAUGUAACCUUGUUAAUUUUUUUUUUUUUUUUUUUUAUGUAUUGGUUAACAACUUUUCAAUGGCUGAAAAAUAUCUUUAAAAGUAUGUUUGAUAAUAGUAAUAAUAAAGAAUGUUAGAUAAUAACCAAGAAAACACUAGUUUUGUGGUCAUAUCUAUGCAUCAUAGUUUUAUUACAAAAUUUUCCAGUAAGUACAGUAUUAAAAAAAUGUUUGUUAUCUUGGCAGCUGCCAAACUGUAAAUAACAGCAAGUCCGUAUAAAUAGACAGGAACCACUUUCAGGUAUGGACUUGUGAGGGCACAGAUAUACGCCUCCUCCUGUUGUAGAUACCUAAGACUUAUUUUCAAUGGUAAACACAAACCAAGCCAAACAAGGAACAAACACACACUCCACAUGCACAUCCACCCACCCACCAGCCUGCCCAUACAGUAAAAUGUACAAAGAUUGGUGUACAUAUAUGUAAAACUGCCUCUGGUCUUGGUAGUGGUGAUUUAUACAAGUGCAAGAAUUUUUAAAAUGUUUUGUUUGAAUAUGCUGUGAUUUUACAACUUUAAUGUAUAGGAUGAAAAUAAAAAGUAAUGAAACUUU